AGAGAGAGAGACUGAUAACGGUUGGGCGAUGGUUUAGGGGCUGGCAUAUUUCCUUCUACUGGGGGAUGGGAAUUCUGGGAGUGGCUUCACAGUAACCUCAUACCUCAUAUAUUGUACGUCUCAACCGGCAUUUAGAAAAUUUCAGCCUUUAAUCUGAACGCAGUGCACCGAAGGCUUACAUCUAUUCAGCAUCUAUCAAUUUGACCUCUGUAUCCUUCACGGGUAACGACAACGACGUAGAGCUCCAAGGAUGAAGAUUGAAAAUAGCCUCCCCUGCUCUCAGCUCCCCGAGGCCCCUCCUCAGACCGGCCUGCAGUUUACAGUGGCAACAGAGGAAGACUUUGGUGACAUCAUGGCCAUGAGCAAGGAUAUUUACGGUGGCCUGGACUAUCUGCCCUCCCGCUACCAAGCCUGGCUGCAAGAGAGCAACCGCAUCGUCAUUUUGGCUCGCAAGCAAGGCAAAGUGAUUGCGCUGGAGUCAGCAUGUGUUAUUGAUGAUGGGGAGACCAUGCUGGUGGAAGGGCUCCGUGUUGCCCCGCAGGAGAGGGGAAAGGGUGUUGCUGGGGUACUUCUGCGGUUUUGCUCUCAGCUGGUGAAAUCAAAGUACCCUGACGUUAAAGUCAGCAGAUUGACCAGAGAUGACCAACUGGGGCCAAAAGACUUCCAGAAGUACAGACUCAUCACCAAACAGGGAAUCCUCCUGGUGCGCUUCCGUGCCGAAGACCUAAAAUUGCGCCUGGCUGAUCUCGGGCCUUAUAUCAGUAUUGCGGGGCAGGGUCUGCCCCCCACAAACAUCCCGGUCCGUCUGGAGCCUGCAAAAGUGCAUCAGCUCUUCUUGAGUGAUGUUCUAAUGCAGGACGUCCUUCCUAAUGCCACCAUCGUUCAAGAUUGGCAGCCCUUCAAGCCUGUUCCGAGCAACAUGGCCAUCCUGAUGAAGAAGGACAUUGAUUGGAUGGUCGACGAUGCCAUGCGCCCAACCAUGGCCAGCCUGUGCACCUUCCCGUUCCCUGUGCCGAUUGGUGAUGACUGGUACUACCUAAACAUCGACAUGUUUGGCAAAGACCUAGAGCUGGCCGUACAACAGCUGCUGUGCCACCUGAGGUGCCACACAGGCGCUUUGAAGGGUUACGUUAUGUGUCAGGUCUUCCUGGAGCCUGCGCUGUGGAAGCCUAUGGCCGAUUUCUUUAGGGAGACCCUUAAAGUGGAGCUGGUGAAAGAAUACACAGAGCAGUGCGUUGUGGAGUCAGAUGUUAUUUAGGGAAAGGAUAACAGCAAAGGGUUAGGAGCCUCAGAAACACCUUCCCUAAAAUUAAACACCAAGCUGACAGAAAAUACUUUAACAUCUCCUUCAAAGACGUAACUGACAAAAAAUCUCGAACAUCCUUCAAAAUAAACCAAACAAGAAGAUAAUUUAAUUUUAAUUUGCUCUAUUAACGAAUUUUGUAGAAUUUUGUUUAAUUUAACGUAACAAUUAAUCUAAAUAACAAAGUGAAAACAAACAAACACUAAAAUAGAGGUUUUUCCAUUCGCAGUACUGUAAACACUGACCGGGUACAAUCAGGGACAUUGUCCUGGGCUCUGUCAGAGAGGGGAGCAAUAACAUUAAAUACAAAACGAGGACCCAUAUUGUCCCAGUCCCCACCAUUUCUGUUAGCAUCACUGGCACGAACGCCUAUUAUGCUAAGAUGCAAAGAAAACUGCACAAUCUUUAGGGCACUUUAUGAUCAAAGAAUUGGAUUUAACUUGAGUGUCUGUUACGUUUUAUUAAAUGUAGCACUGUAGCUGCUGAUAUUUAGAGGAAUCUAUUUUAAUUGGAGACUUCAUGACUGGCUGCCAGCUAUCCAGAUCUUUAAAUACUUUUAAAGAACUUCUUUGAAAUGACUAGAUCUCCACAGGGGGAAGUAAUCUUUGCUGAUAAUUUUUCUGAUAUGCUUCUCAAAAUAGCAGAAACUCGUUGUCGUUAUUAAUAUUUCCUCUAAAAGUACUUUGUAGUGCUUUAAACUCAGCAUCUAAAUAUAUAUGUGUCAGACAAUUUAGCUUAUGUGUUUAGAUUACAGCUUUGUGAAGUACUUGAGUUUAUUUGCUAGAAGUUACAUUGUGUCGGUGUUUGUACCUAACUGCUGUGCAAAGUGCAAUUUGAAUUACACACUGGAAUAUUGCUAGUUGUUCAUUCAGUUAGUGACGAAAUAAUGAAACAAGACAUAUUUUUUCUUUUAUUUAUAUUUUAUUUCUAAAUUAUAAAAUGACUCCUUUGGUUUAAGUGAAAGGAUAACAUUUAAAAAAGAAACACACGUUUAAACCAAAAUGACAGGAAACAUAAUUAGGAACAUAUACAGUAUAUAUUUAAACACAUUGUAAAUGUUAUUCUAGAAAAUCAGCUACAGUAAUAAUAGUAAUAUAAAAUUUAUUUAUUUGAGACCUUAAGAAAUGCUUCAGUCUUCAUUGUAAAUACAUCAAAAUUCAUUAUCCUUCAAAACUGGUAGACAAGAUCUUGAGAAAAUGUUGGUUUCCAGUUUAUUUCACAACCAGAGGGAACCUAGCUGUCUUGAGCUCUAUUAGAGAGUCAAUCAUGAAAUCAGGAAUUUAAAGAAUUUAAAAGAAAAAAACAACAAAUAGGACAGGGAGAGUGAAGUAUAUUUCCUGUCUUACAGUUGACACUGACUAGCUACCCAAUGAAAAAGAAUGGAUGAUAUCACCAGUGCCCAGUGUCACGAUACUGAAGAUACAGGACACGCAUUUCCUUCUACUGGCCCAAAUAAGAAAGAAGAGAAACAAGGCGUUUGAAAGUCCUCUAGCCCACCUUUAUUUUCUUUUCCCAAACCCAGAUCAAGGUUUGCUUUAUCCCUGAUGUAACAGACACACGGCCCAUAUGAACAAACGCAACUUAAUAUAUGCACAGAGAUAUUUCGCUGUUCUCACAUAGUCCACGGCAAUGUUCAAACAGGUUUGAAAAAGCAUAAUCUGUGCCCACCAAACCAAGCAGGGUGUAAAAACCCUGAUUGUCUUUAUUCUUACUAAUUAUGUAUCUGCUUUUGCUUAGUUUUGCUCAUGAACUGUCAUCAUCCACUGAUGUAAUGGGGAUCCCGUCACCUUCCUUUGGACAGCUGCAUGUUGGACUUUUGUAACUUAUAAAUGACCAGCAGGCAGCCUUUUGUCAACCUGACUGAUUGAAAGUCAGGACCAAAAUAAUUGUGGCCCAUUCAUUUUACAGGCAUAACUGCUGAAUAUGUGUAUGUGUACACACACUGUAAUUUUAGGUGUAUAUAUAGAUAUUGUUUUUAUUUAUUUAUUUGGGGGGUUGUUUUAUUUGCUGUAAGCAACAGGGGACCUUUGUUCGUUUCAUGGCUAAAAUCUCGAAAUCUUUCAUGUCUGCUACAAGUUGUGCUUUUAGAGGAAACGUCAAAAUCCAAAUAUAUAAUUGACAAAAUAUAUGGUCAGAAAGCACAAGCAAGAUCAAAUUUUCUGUUUUUCAGCAACUUUCCAAAACCAUCAGAAUGUUCAGUCAGUGUGUAAUGGCCUACAAAGUGGAUUACAAAUUAUUAUGGAAUAAUUUGAGAAUAAUUCUACAAAUUAUUCAGCCCUUGAUUUUAAUUUUUCCCUCUUAAAAGCACACAUCAUGACAUGAUAGAAUAGAGGCUCAAAUGUAUGUGGUAUGCAGUUUUUGUUGUACAUUUAAAUGUGUCAGUUCAUCUUAGUGCUAGAAGAGCAGUUUUUAAGAUGUUAGUCUCUUUUUGUCACUGUUUUUUUUCUCAAUAUCAAUGUGAAUUUGGCAUUUCAAUGAUCACUGAAGAAUAUUUCCCUUUUUCAUUUUAAAUGUUAAACUCCACCUUGCUUUUAAGCACUUUUAACAUCUAAUUGCCUUUCUGGGUAUUUUGAAGUGUGCAGGAGGUCAUAACCCUAUAAAUUACAGAGGUUUCAAUGGCAGGGCCAUUAAAGGUUAGAAGCAUGUGACCGUCUUACGGUGAAGAGUUGAAAAGGAUACGUCGCCCCUUGUUACACUGGCACACAUAGCGUGAACUUUAAACCCAUUUUCUUAAAUUAUAAAGUGGCUUUUCACUUUCUUUUUAUGGAAUGGAAAAAUAAGACGGGUUGCAAAGGGAGAUGAGAGAUGGAGCCAGGGCUAUUCUGGGAAUAGGUGAUGAGGCGAGGACAUGUGAUCCGGCUCACGUUACCACCAUAAAAAUAAGUAAACAGUUUGUAUUGUAAAGAUGAACAAUGACAAGAUGAAUUCCAUUCAUCUACAAUGCCUUAUUUGUUGUUGCAAAAAGGGAAAUCUCGUUUAACUAGAAUCAAGUUCUUGUGUUUUAAUACGUUGGAGGAUAACAGACCAAAUAAGACCGAGCAGGAUAGCAUAAUAGUUUGUCACAUUCAGCACUAAAGUAACACAGUGAGUGUUAAGACUUAAGAAAGCUAAUAUACACAGAGUCUUGUUAUCCUGUAUGACUGUGUGCCAGCUCAACUUUCAGGGCUUGUCUCCCAAGUAAGGGAAACCGAGUACAGAGGGUAUCAACUUGCGUAGAACAAGGGUUCAGCCCCAGACACCCUUUACCUUCCAUCUGAUCCACUUCGGCUUGACACUAUAGAGGGUCACAUGGAAAGAGUGAGCAGGUGGGGUUAAAAUAAGAAUAGCCUGUUCAAGCCCUGUCAUACUAAUGUAUUUUGCCACAUUGCUGCUCAGUACCUAUUCCUGAUUGUGUAUUCUGUUUAUUUAACUAUAUUUAAUGUAUAUGUAUUUUUUUUUUCAAUUUACUGACUUCUUUGUAAUGUUUAUGAAGGGCUUUUUAUGUGUACUAGAAUCAUUGAAAACUCUUUAAUAUGGGGGCACCCUUAUUCAUGUAACUGUAACAACUAUUAAUUAUAACUUAAGAAAGUAUCAAUUAAUGUUUAUUAACAACUAAAAUAUGAUGAAUUGGACUGUUCUUCACCACGAUUUCAGUUCUUAUUAGUUUGAGAUUAGUCUUUGCGCCCCAUAUUAAAGUGUUACCAGAUUGGCUACAUAUGAUGUGUUUUGUGAAGGAAAAUUAAGGGAAAACCACCAGGGAGAUUUUCUGUUCCAAAUCACUAUUUGAACGUUACAAAAGUGAAAUCCGAACAGAAAGCCUUAUGUGGGUAAUAUCAGUUCAAUUGCUGAUUUGCACUUUCAGAGCUUCAACUCUGUGUCUCCUCUUGUUGUUUUCCAUAGGAAAAUAUUCUGUGUCUACACACAGACUUCGCGGCCGUGGCUAAAACGCACAGGUAUUUUCACCUGUAUGCACUAAUGCUAUUUAGUACAUUUUAUCUACAAAUGUUCUGCAGUAUUUAGAAGUCGAAUGCAACUGGAUCCCAAUGCGUAGUGUAUUUAAUGCCAUAACAUUUUAGAUCAAUUUGGAAUUGUCUAGCAUUUUAACAUUCGUCUAACUAUUCUGACAUGUUGCACUUUAUACUGUAGAUAUGUAGAUUAUUUAAAGCACAGUGGGAGAUCUUUGUAAAACAUUGUGUCAAUCAUGGUCAUUCAGAGGAUUGCUAUAUUUUUUGUAAUAGUUCCUAUAGGAGUGUCGGCCUAUCUGCAUAAUGUCGAGUUUAUAGAUAUUUUUAUUGGUGAGCUCCUUACUUGAUAUCUAAUUGUAAUGAAGAUUAUGUACCACUUAAUGACCGUGGUCUGAAUAACCCACACUGUACCUGUCUGAAACCACUGGGUGUAAGCUGAUGAAAUGCAAACCAAUGUCAGGAAAGCAGGGACCAUGAUUUUUGUAGACCUCAAAAAGUUGGUGGUUUGAAUGUCCUUGUCAUCCAUUCUCUUGAUGCAUCAGUGGCUGUUGAGUUUGUGUCUUCCCAUUAGCCCUUAAAAACAAACAAACUGUGUUUCAUGUCUUGCAUGUUUACACAAUUCAAAUGUUUGAGAAUGAUAUAUAACGAGAAAUUGAUUUUAAUGGUGUAUACAUCAGAAAACUCUUGGCCAACUGUCAAUCAAGAGGGUGAAUACAUUUUAAAUGCUAUAAAGGCAUUUGGAUUAUAUGAAACUUUUUUUUGUGGGAAAUAUUUUUUAUUACCCAGUACGACUGCUUAUUGUCAAGCAGUGAUGUGUCAAGUAAUGGAAAAGUAUUUUAUUAUUUUGUUACCUGUCUGUUUCUUUUUCAUAGAUUGUGAGAGAUGCUGAACUAUUUUAAAUACAGUAAUUUUUUUAAAAGCCUUAUAA
This is a messenger RNA of Triplophysa rosa, 6175 nucleotides long. RefSeq names its product histidine N-acetyltransferase-like. The transcript has 4 exons. The record is from RefSeq and is a predicted model, not a curated record. The coding region runs from base 251 to 1258 and encodes 335 amino acids. Gene Ontology annotation, molecular function: acyltransferase activity, transferring groups other than amino-acyl groups. NCBI's taxonomy places the organism in Eukaryota, Metazoa, Chordata, Actinopteri, Cypriniformes, Nemacheilidae.